AUGUCGAUCUUUGGCCGGGCCACCUUCUCCUCGGCCGGCUAUGCGGCCUUCCGGCCGUCCUAUCCGCCCGUGUUGUUCAACCGCGUGCUCGCCUUCCAUCACCAGGGGAGGAGCCAGGGCCAGGCGGCGAGCGGGAGCCCGUCGGGGAACCUGCUCGACCUCGGGUGCGGGCACGGGGUGGUGGCGCGGGCGCUGGCGCCGCACUUCUCCUCGGUCGUCGGGGUAGACCCUUCGGCGGGCAUGGUGGAGCAGGCGCGGCGGCUGACGUCGUCGGACGGCUACGGCGACGGCGGCGGCGGCGACGGCGGCAGUCGGAUCACGUUCCGACAGGGCGGGGCCGAGGACCUGUCCUUCCUGGCGGACGGGUCGGUUGACUGCGCGGUGGCGGGCCAGGCGGCGCACUGGUUCGACUACGCGCGUGCCUGGCCCGAGCUGGCGCGCGUGGUCCGCAGCGGCGGCACGCUGGCUUUCUGGGGUUACAAGGACCACGUCAUCGUCGGGCACCCGGCCACGACGCCCAUCUACGAGCGCUUCACAUACGGCGAGGCCGAGCCGGUGCCCGGGUGGGAGAGCAUGGCGCGCUUCUGGGAGAUGCCCGGGCGCAAGAUCCUCCGCGGCUCCUACCGUGCCAUCGUGCCCCCCGCGGCCGACUGGGACCGCGUCACGCGCAUCGCCUGGGACCCGGACCGGACGCGGGCCGACGCGGUCGCGGGCGCCCCCGAGGAGGCCCUCUGGCUGCGCAAGACGCUCACGCUCGGCCAGCUCCAGGGCUACCUCCGUACCUUCAGUGCCUUUCAUGGCUGGCAAGGGGCCCACCCGGACAAGAAGAGCCGGGCCGAAGGCGGCGAGGGGGAUAUUAUCGAUCUCAUGUUCGACGAGAUGAUCGCGGCCGUGCCCGAGUGGCAGGCCAGGGGGGAUGACUGGAAGCAGAUCGAGGUCGACGUCGUCUGGGGCACUGUCCUCCUCAUGGCUAAGAGGCGAUGA
Messenger RNA from Thermothelomyces thermophilus ATCC 42464, 984 nucleotides. RefSeq names its product methyltransferase-like protein. Lineage: Eukaryota; Fungi; Ascomycota; Sordariomycetes; Sordariales; Chaetomiaceae. The transcript has 2 exons. Gene Ontology annotation, molecular function: S-adenosylmethionine-dependent methyltransferase activity. The coding region runs from base 1 to 984 and encodes 327 amino acids. The record is from RefSeq and is a predicted model, not a curated record.